CAUCCAUCCAUUUGUCUUUCCAUGCAGUAUUUUAUCAUUGUUUUUUUUAAAAGAAAACAAUUUAAGAAAUCCUAGAGGUAAAUCAUGUUAGUAAAUUGCAUCAUUAACUGUUUUACUCUAUCCACAGAUCUCAGCCCAUCUAGAAAAAGCACAUUUACAGAUGAACUGCACAAGCUCGUUGACAAUUGGACAAAAGAGACAUUUGGUCCUGCUCCGAUCAAACCUUCGCUAAAUCAAAUCAAGCAGAUUCAGCAGGUCCAAGGAGGCUGGAGCCAGUCUGCAGAGGUGAUUAGACCAGGUUGGUUUCCAGGAACCCAGCUGAACCCCCAGGCAUCCUCUCCUUACGCAGGUGGAGGGACCCUGAACACCCUGCCCUCUCCAGCUCCUACACCUUCACAAUCGCACCUGGCUCAAGUACCACAGAUGCACCAGUGUUUACACCUCCAUCAGCCUCCCCCUAUUCACCAGAUGACCUAUCAGCAGUCCCCUUUGUGCCAACAAAUGCCACAGCCUCGGAUGCAAACCCCCAUACAGUCGCAGACACAACCCACCAUCCUGCUGCCCCAACCAACACCUCAAAGCCAACCGCUGCUGCCUUCCCAAACCCCCACAUUAACGGCGUCCACGACCACAUCUAUGCUGCAUGUCGACGGACCCACCGUACCUACAGACACCACAGGGACCGGGGGUUCAUUUUGCUCCUGUUCCUCACCCUCCUCCACUUGUUCCUCAUCUUGCUCAACUGCUGCCCUGCCUUCCAGUGCCAAAACUCACCCAACAGCUCCCUCCUCUUCUGCUCCUUUGGGAGAAAAAGUAAAACCAGGAGAAUUGAGAGAUAAAUAAGUACCAAUCAAUGGUAAUAACAAAUGAAGCAGAACAUAAAUCCGAUUCAUUUGGAGUGACAAUCAAGUGCAAUGUGUGUGGGGGACCUGUGAGUGAAAUAAAUGUAUGUUUUACAGCUGGGUUGUGGCUAAGAAAAUAAAUAAAUGUGAAAGAAAAAAAUAACAGAUUAAUGAAAAAGUCAGUGGCUGGAGUUACAAAUGAUUGAUCGCUGUCUUUUAUGUAUGAGUGUACAUGUGGCUCCAGCGCUUUUAAACAUUUGAGAACAUAUCACACAACGACCUCGGUUGGAUAGAGAAAAUAAACUAUUUUUACUUGCAAACAAACUGCUGGACCUGAAAGCUCUCAAAGCUGGGAGAACAAGGACACAAAAUUUUAUUGUUGCAGUAUUUUUGGCUCAGUCAGCCAGCCUACAAUAAAACAACUACCACAUUUAAAAGUGCAAUUAGUUACCAUCAUCCAAGUUGGUCAGUGUUUAUUCUGUUGAUUAAGUCGCCUGAAAACCAUAAAAAAUUUUUGUAGAGAUACAGUAAUUAAAGAUCCAUCAAUAAAUUUUAUAUUAUUCUUUUUACGACCCAGUACAUUGUGAAGAAAAAAUAUACCGCCAAUUACACAAUUAGGCUUUUCAACAUAUGUGGCUGCUCUCAUCCCCUAAUGAUGGAGUCUAAUAUGUAGUGUUGUGCCUGCUACAGCAUGUGCUUUUAGUCAUUUGUGAUAUUAAUAGUCCAAAAUUAUAUUAUACAUUGAUUCUUUAAAAUAUUGCCCAGUAAACACCUUUUUUUUUUAGAUUUUGCUUGAGUGGAAACUGCCACUACCUGCAGUACACUCAUGACCUCAGUGUAGCUUGGAGCCUGUUGUAGCUGAUACCAGUUGAGCUCUCCAUAUCAAGCUUUGCUGGGAUAAUGCUGAAGAGGAAGAUAACGGAAAGCAAAAUCAGUAAAAACUGGGGAAACUCUACAGACUUAAGCAUUUCAGUGUUGCCUUUGAUAAUAAUUGUAUUAUUGUGUGCAUGGCUGUAUAUGUUUGAGAAAAGCAGUGAGAGGCUUAAUUGUGUCUCACAAGAUGAACUGCAUCCAUUUUUCCUUUCAUUGAAAGCAGGAUGUCACUCUACGCAUUCACUGUGUGGUAAUGUUUACUCUGCCUGUCUUCUAGGCUGGCCUCCUUAAGUUACAGAAAUGAUGAAAAACAUUAGGUCUUAAUGGUUGUUAGUUUGAUGUUGAAAAUGGUUGAAAACCUGAGUUGCAUUGAGUUCUACAAUGCCUUGUAAAAGGGUUAUUACCAUUUGUAUUUUUUUUUUCACAUGACAACCACAAACAUGCUGUAUUUUAUUAGGAUUUUGUGUGUCAGACCAACACACAGAAGUGCAUGCUUAUAACGUUUAAGAAAUAUUAAAAGGUUUAUUUGCAAUAAUAUAAAAGUAAGGCAUUCAUCUAAAGUUAUCUGCCUGAGUCAGCCCUUUUUAGAGUAAGUUUAGUACAGCUUUUUGUAUGUAUAGAGUAAAAUUUUGGCCUUUUAUCCUUCCCAAAUAAAAAUAAUACUCAAGUUCAUUCAAAUGUAAUUUAAAUCUUUUUUGUUGACACCAAUUUACGUGUUGCCACAGACGAAGGGCUGCUCCUAACGAUCUGGCAAAAAGAUUUUUGAUUGAUCUAUUAAGAAUCAAAUAGCAAAAUAUAUACAGAUGAAGGUUUUGCAUUUUAAAUGGAAAAUGCAAUAUUCUAUAAUUGGUUUAACCCACUUAAUAAUUAAUCAGUUAAUUAGAUCAUGAUUAUUUAAGUAAUGGAUAAUAGUAUUAAUUAUUUCAGCCCCACACAGAUGCUUGGUUAUAUAUACGGUUGGGGAAAUGUUUCCUGUGUCCAUUAUAUGGCUUCUGGCAAACUGCAGGAGGAUUUUGACUUUUAACAGUUGAAUAAUCUUGCCACUUCGCCAUGAAGACAUUUGUGAUGUCCAUGUAUAAUAGGAGACUGGGAUUUUGUAUGACAUAACCCUGCUGUGUUCCUUGGUAUUUAUAUAGCGCCAAUUCACACAUUUCAUCUCAACGCACUUUACAGAGACAAUUCAACCAGAUCAUUCAGACAAAUUAAUUUAAAGUUUUCUAUCUAAGGAAAAGCAGUUGAUUGCAUCGACUCAUUGACUUGAAGGCAAUCCCUCACUCAAAGCAUGCUUGUAGUGAAAGGGGAGAGGAAAAACUCCCCUUUAACAGGAAAUAACCUCCAGCAGAACCAGGCUCUGUGUGAGUGGCUAUCUGCCAAAGCUGACUAGAUUCUUUUCUACUAGUUAGGUCACAUACAUAUGAAAUUGAGUUAAAUAAAAAAUGCAUGCAACACUUUUCAAAUACUAUUUUUAGAAAAUCUAAUAAAAAUAUACAUUUUUUUUUUUCAAUUCAACUUGGUUACCCACUACC
Messenger RNA from Cyprinodon variegatus (sheepshead minnow), 3241 nucleotides. RefSeq lists its product as uncharacterized. The transcript has 2 exons. The record is from RefSeq and is a predicted model, not a curated record. The coding region runs from base 85 to 843 and encodes 252 amino acids. Lineage: Eukaryota; Metazoa; Chordata; Actinopteri; Cyprinodontiformes; Cyprinodontidae.